Penicillium roqueforti is the source of this 2919-nucleotide messenger RNA. RefSeq lists its product as uncharacterized. Gene Ontology annotation, cellular component: cytoplasm. NCBI's taxonomy places the organism in Eukaryota, Fungi, Ascomycota, Eurotiomycetes, Eurotiales, Aspergillaceae. Gene Ontology annotation, biological process: positive regulation of TORC1 signaling. Gene Ontology annotation, molecular function: protein binding. The record is from RefSeq and is a predicted model, not a curated record. Bases 1 to 2919 code for a protein of 972 amino acids. The transcript is spliced from 4 exons.
AUGGAGUCUGCCAUUCGCUGGUCCCCGACCUCGUCGGCCACGGAACAACGCUUCCUGUCCGUCGACGUCACGGGGAAAUCAUUUCGUCUGUGUAGGGUGAAUGGGUUUGACGGAAAGUAUAUACGCCAUGAAGUGCUCUCCACUCUGACCAAUGUACCCGGUUUUCGCGCAUUCGACUGGUCUACUUCAAAUGAGAACCUGAUCGCCGUGGGCCAGUCGUCUGGGGAGGCUACUAUCCUACGCCUCGAUGGGGAUGCCAAGGAAUCUCUUUCAUUUCCAGUCCGCAACCAACGGUACUGCAAUGCUGUGGCGUUUAGUACACAUGGUCUUGUGGCAUCGGGCCUCGAUCGCGUUCGGAACGACUUUUGCUUGAACAUUUGGGACGUGAAUCAACGACUCAGUCCUGCUGGCGGAAGUAAAGGAUUUACUGAGCCUUUACGGAAGCUCGCCAGCUCAGAGCCUAUUACCAGUAUCAAGUUUUUCCGGGACCAGCCUGAUACAAUCGUAACUGGGGUCAAAGGCCAGUUUGUUCGGAUCUAUGAUCUAAGAGAGGGACCCGGCAAUCCAUCAUUGCAAUUCCCCACUCGAUGUGUACAUAAUCUGGCUAUUGACUGGCUUGAUGAGAACUACAUUGCGUCUUGCAUUCCAACAAAUGAAAGCACCAUCUGCGUAUGGGACCGCCGCGUUGGAACCCGACUAACAUCCCCAGCAAUUGGUUCUUCUGCCAGUGCCACAGACUCGGGUCAAACGACACCUGCUUUGGAACUCAAGAAUGUUUUCCAUCCGAAAUCCUCCAUCUGGAGCUUGCGCUUUUCGCGGACGAACCGAGGCAGUCUCGCUGCGCUGUCCAGCAGCGGUCAUUUCAAGAAUUACGACAUUUCCAAAGACUACCUGCCGGAAGAGUAUCGCUCUUCGAUAGACGAGACUCUUGGUCAGGGAUCUUCCAGAAAUUAUCCAGAAUCCGUAUACACCAAGCACGUACGGGACGUAUGCAUACCCUUUGAUAACCCGACUCGCGGCUACAGAGAAAAGGACCGGAUUGUUUCAUUCGAUUCCCUGAAUAUUAGCUUGUCCCCUCAACCAAGUUCUAUCGCACUCGACGGCAAUGGACAACCUCAGAUCAUCACCGCGCGGCCCCCGUGCGCACCAAUUGAUCUAUCUUCACGGAGUGUAUUGGCCUAUGGGAUCUCAUCGAAUGACUCAGAUGUGCGAUCGAUUCACCCACUUUCUGAACACAUUGCGCCCAUAUCCGGCCUGAUCGAAGAAAUCAGAUCACGAGUCUACUCAGCCUCGCAAGAGCAGGAGGAAAAUGCAAAUGAUGAACUGUUUGUGCCAAAGAAUCUUGAUUUCGAGCCUGUCCCAAGCCACGAGAAUAGGGAACGCGCCAUGGCUAUCGGGGUAAUGGGGGUCCCUCUUACUGCCGAAGAAGCGCUCACUCUAUGCACAAUCAACCAGUUCCGGUGCAAAGAGGGUUAUUUGUUUGAUGAGGAUCAAAACCGAAAGGUGGCAUCUGAUGACCAAGCUCUACAAGACUUAUGGGACUGGAUUGAACGUGCUCGAAAAGAGUCUUCCGGGACGUCAAUGGUCGUCAAUGGCUUGGACCUGAAUUAUCUAGGUGUGAGCAGUGUUUGGAAUAAUGACCUAGGCAAUGGUCUCGAACAACGCCGUAUUAGUAGUAAGAAGGAUGGUGCUAAAACAUUUGCGGAUACAGUGGCAAUCUUGGUAACUCAGUUGAAUCUCCCUGAGACAAAAGGUUGUGACACGGCUUACCCCGACCAUCGCCAACUCUGCCUUCGUAUCUGUGGUGCAACGCAAUCCUAUCGUGAACUAGAAGAGUCAGUGAAAGCUUUAUCUGGCGAAAACCAGCAUACUAAAGCCGCUGCGUUGGCUGUCUUCCAAGAUGAGCCCAAGCUAGCCUACCUCGGGCUUCGAAGCAACAACCCCACUCAAGCACAUAAAUUGCUAGCCAUGGCGAUUGCGGGUGCCUCCAAGGGGGACACUGACACAGACUGGGAGGAUACUUGUGCGGAAAUCGCGAAGGAGCUCACGGAUCCAUACGCCCGGGCGAUCCUAGCCCUUGUGAGCAAAGGCGACUGGAAUGCAGUUAUCAAGGAAACCACACUACCUCUGAAGUAUCGCGUAGAGGUCGCGCUACGCUGGCUUCCAGAUGACGAAUUAACUGAGUAUCUGAAGGAUGCUACAAGCCAAGCAAUUCGUCAAGGCGAUAUUGAAGGAAUCGUCCUCACUGGCUUGGGUCAUUUGGCCAUGGGUCUUUUCCAAUCUUAUAUUGGAAAGUUCAAUGAUGUCCAAACUCCCGUGCUAGCAAUGAGCCAUACCGUGCCGCGGCUUGUUAGCAACCAAAAACACAUUGUCCAGUUUGAGGCCUGGCGUGAGACCUACCGGCGGCAAAUGAACUCCUGGAAACUCCAACUCGAGCGUGCCCGAUUCGACGUUGGCUCUCGUCGUUUCGCCGUGACUGCAGACGGUCGCAAACUCAUGCCACCACCGCCGCAGCAAGUCAGUCUCACCUGUAACUACUGCACGAGUCCGCUCACCCAGCACGACGCUUCCUCCCAGGUCUCCACUACCAAGGGUGCUGAAACUGUGCAUCCCACCGCCGGGAACCCUCUAGCACCUACAGUCAUGUCUGGGACUGUGUGUCCGCGGUGUGGUCGACAUAUGCCGCGUUGCGGCAUCUGCACUUUGUGGCUGGGUUCGCCAGAUCCAAUGUCACGCGCCAGUAGCGCAGCAGAUGCCGAGGCGGGUUCUCGCGAGCCCACUGAGACUGAAGUUAUGCGGCGGUUUGUGGUGUUUUGCAUCCAUUGUAACCAUGGGUUCCAUGCAAGUCAUGCCAAUGACUGGUUCAAACGACACAAGAUCUGUCCCGUAGCAGAGUGUAACUGCAUCUGUGAUCGGUGA